Lactuca virosa is the source of this 2105-nucleotide messenger RNA. The record is from the annotation of a GenBank genome assembly. NCBI's taxonomy places the organism in Eukaryota, Viridiplantae, Streptophyta, Magnoliopsida, Asterales, Asteraceae.
CAGACACCGAAACGGUUGUUAAAUAAAGAAAAAAAAUAGUAGUAAAGUUGGUUGAACAGCACAACAAAUUCUAAAACCCUUCCUUUCUUUUUCAAUUUCGUAAACAAGAAUUAGUCAUCCCACCUUAAAAAGGUGGUGGUGGUGCCCAACAAACAAAGUCUUUCUUCUUCUCAAAGAUCCCAACACAACACGAACACAGUUCAAACUGAAAAUCCUUCCUGUCUGGGACAAAUCGCAUGAAAAAAACCCACCCCACGGGUAAUUGAACAGAGAAUUCUUCCGAAUUAAGGUGUUUCUAUCAUUGAACCCUAGCAAAAUUCCACUAAUUCGAUUGGUUGGAUCCACGAUCUUAGUGUUUCUAUAACCUAACCUGGUGAUUCAACUCCUGUACUGAUUGCGUAAUCAUGCAUCUCAUGGAAUUCUAAAAUAUGGUUUGGGGAGAGAGAGAGAGAGAGAGAGAGGGGUUUUGCAUUCCUCUUGUAGUAUUGUAUUAGGCUUCAUAUUUGGCAUGUUGGGAAAAAGUUGAUCGGUUUAUCUUCCUUGGGGCUUUACAUUACAGGGUCUGGUGGGUAAUAAAUAAACUAAUGCUAGGAACAUGGGAAAGAGAGGGAGUUGGUUUUCUGCAAUCAAGAGGUUUUGUACAUCAUCAAACUCCAAACAGAAGAAGCCAGUGAAUGAGGCUGAGAAGAAAAGUUUGAAGAAACAUGGAGGUGGGAACAGAUCAUUCAUUCCCCUUUUCAGAGAGCCAAGCAGUAUUGAGAAAAUCUUGGGGGAAGUUGACCAACAGAAUUUAUUUAUGGCUCAUCCUCAUCCUCCUACUCUUUCCCAGCAAUCAUCAGAAACACAACAAACUGGAAGGCCUCAAUCUCCUCCUCCUCCUCCAAGCCCAAGGGCCACCUCUCCUCCUCCUCCUCCUCCUCCUCCUAGAGUUGCUCAUCAACAAACAAAAAUUAUUAGUGACAGACCAGAACCAACUCUACAACAACGGCACCUUUCUGCAACAAGGAUCCAGGCUGCUUAUAGAGGUUACAUGGAAAGGAGAAAGCUUAGAGGUUUGACAGGUCUUGUGAGGCUUCAGGGAGUGGUAAGAGGUCAACAUGUGAAGCGACAGACAGUCAAUGCCAUGAAACAGAUGCAGCUCUUGGUUAGGCUUCAAACACAGAUUCAGUCACGUAGAAUGCAAACAAUAGAAAAACAAGCACUCAAAUGCCAAGCACAAAAGGCCUCAGCCUCAGCCUCAGCGUCAUGGGUUGGCAAGAACCAAUUGGAGAUGGGUGAUGAAGAUUGGGAUGCUAGCUUGAUUACAAAAGAGGAAAGAGAAGCAAGGUUGCACAGAAAAGUGGAGGCAUUGAAUAAGCGAGAAAGAGCCAUGGCAUAUGCAAAUUCCCACCAGGUAGAGUUGUGGAAAGCUGCACCGAAAUCAGCACAAAACACUCUAAUGGGAUACCCAUGGUGGUGGAACUGGUUAGAGCGUCAACUGCCUUUGAAUAGCCAAUCUGCUGUAGAGAAUCAUCAACUGACGACACCAAGUCCUCAGUCAAGCCUUGGGCGGCAGAAGCAAGCGAUUAGACCAUCAUCAUCAUCAUCAUCACCAUCAACAAGGUCCAUGGCUCCUUCAAGAACAAGACAACAGAUGACUCCUCCUCCACCAUCAAGAAUGAUGAAAUUUUCCAAACCAAGAGCAAGAGGAGGUUCUCCUUAUCCAGUGAAGGAUGAUGAUAGCUUGAUGAGCUGCCCACCAUUUUCAGUCCCAAACUACAUGAGUCCUACACUUUCAGCCAAAGCUAAAGCAAGACCAACAAGUAAUCCUAAAGAUAGGAUGCCAGGCACUCCGGGCAGCAUCUCCAUGUCGGUCUCAUCUCAAAGGAGGUUUUCUUUCCCUGCAACUCCAAGCACCAGAGGAGGAUCCCGUAAGUCUCCAGGGUCUGUAGGGGAUUUCAGUGUGGAUUCUUCAUUUUCCAUCGGGAGGAAGCCAUUUAACAGAUUUGUGUGAUUUUUACUUUUUAUCAUUUCAUUUCUUGUGUUUUUUUUAUAUCUAUAUGUUGUUACUUUUAACACGGGUGUAUGUAUGUAUGUAUUGAUGUGUGGUAAUAAAAAGACACUUC